AUGUCCGGCGCAAGAGAGAACAACGCGGGCGUUGAGCUGUUUCCCCCAAUUGAGCCAGGCUCGCCGACAGAAGUUGCGCAGUCUCCCAGCGUUGAUGGAUCAAAGGGCACAGGGGCGAAUCGGCCUGCUGCGUCAUCAUCCUUGAGUGGACGCCUGCGACGUGCAUCCCGAAGCUUUGAGCAAUCUGAACUGCCAGAAGGCUUCUUCGCAGCAACAGGCGGAUUAGCCUCGUCCAUUCUCUCACGCCAGGCCGACCCUCGACCUUUUUCCAGUUACAUGAGUUCGCCCAGAGCCCGGCCAGCCGUUCCUGGUGACAAUACGUCGCAGUCCGCCCCAGGUCAUCGCUCCGAGGAAGGUCAGGCAGAGAGCAAGAAUGAUGGUAGCCAAGGUAACCAGAAAAUCGCCAACUGUAAGGGCGAGCCCCCAUCUGCAGCGCCAUUUCCAAACGGCUACCAUUUCCCCCCGAAACACUCAUUCGGCGAAUCGGCGAAGCUAGGUUUCCUUGCGUUUUGGAACUAUUUUCUCACGCCUGUGGGCUUCGCCGUCACUAUCUACGGCUUGAACGUGGUUGCGUGGGGCGGGAUGUUGUUCCUGCUCCUGUGCAAUGCCGCGCCUGCCAUGUGCUACCCUUCUUGCAACGACAUCAACUCACCGCGGCGCAAGUGGAUCGAGGUCGACUCACAGAUUCUCAAUGCGCUAUUUUGUGUCACCGGAUUCGGACUUGCCCCUUGGAGAUUUAGAGAUCUAUAUUUCCUGUUACAAUACCGACUGGCGAAAAAGGAAAGGGCUCUCCGGCGACUGGCUGGCAUUCAUCGGGGGUGGUUUCGGUUGGGGGGUUCGAAUGAAUUACCGGCGGCCCUAGGACCUCAAAACGUUGACAGAGAUGAGUUCCAGUCGGUCUCUCGCUCUGCAAUCCCAUUUCCUGAGACGAAGAUUCCCGAGGCUCCCCUAACUGAAGUCCGAGCCCGACCGACAUUAGGCUGGAAGUUAGAUCUGGUCAUCUGGCUCAUGGUCGCCAACACAUUCUUGCAAUGCGUUCUCUCAGGGUUCAUGUGGGGUAUGAACCGGUAUAGUCGCCCGAGCUGGGCUACUGGUCUAUUUGUUGCCCUUGGCUGUGGGGUCGCUGGUAUUGGGGGAUUCAUUAUGUUCCUAGAAGGGAAGACUGUUAAGAGCAUAGAAGGGGUGCCACUCAGUCCCGCAGAUACAGAACGUCUAGAGCGCGACAGGGAGCAGGGUGUCUGGCACUUUAACAACAUUCAAGACAAGAAUCUCGACGUCAUCGACCGCAUCGGCCAGCAUACUCGCCCACCUAGAGGUGCCUCCGUUUACCAUUUCCCGUCUUCUUGUGCUAUUCUCCGCCCUCGCCACCUACUCGAGCACCGUGUCCUCCACUGCCACACGUUUGGUUCAACCAAGCCGCCCUGGUCUGUGUCCUCCACCCACAGCCCUCGGCCUGGAGCCAUCAAACACGACGUCACUAGUUCACAGAUACCUGGAGACAUGGGCCUUUCCUACAACACAUAUCUAAAUGCCGACAAGAUAUACGGCUGCAAGACCUGCAAAACCCACCUCGCAAAUCACGAGGACAUCAUUAGUCGAAAUUUUCGCGGCCAGCAUGGCAAGGCGUACCUGUUCCACCGUGUUGUGAACAUUGAGGCCGGUGAGCCUAAUGAGCGUAACAUGACGACCGGCAGGCACUUGGUUCGCGAUAUUACUUGUCGCCAGUGCAAGGAAACAGUGGGUUGGAAAUACGACAAGGCCUACGAACCUUCUGAGAAGUACAAAGAGGGAAAGUUCAUUCUCGAAGCAGAGCUUCUCUGUAAUGUAACUUGA
Molecule: messenger RNA, 1833 nt
Organism: Metarhizium album ARSEF 1941
Lineage: Eukaryota; Fungi; Ascomycota; Sordariomycetes; Hypocreales; Clavicipitaceae
Product: Yippee-like protein
Exons: 4
Coding region: 1-1833 (610 amino acids)
Source: RefSeq, a predicted model, not a curated record